CCUUAUUUAUGGAAGGCACCUACCAGCGCUACCUCUCGGUUUAUUGCAGAAACGCAGGCUCCCGAAAUGUACCCUGGGAAUCCUGACGUCAUCAACCAGUCGGCCGAGAUGGCAAGAUGGCGGAGAAUGAGCAAAAGUAUUACUGCAAUUACUGCCAGGUGGACAUAACGACGUUACGGGUGAAAUGUGCAGUCUGCAAUGACUUCGACCUUUGUUUGGAGUGUUUCUCAAGUGGUGCUGAACUGGGCAACCAUACAAGAGACCAUGAUUACCACAUUGUGGACCAGGGGAACUUCUCCCUGUGUGAGUCGGAGUGGACAGCUCUGGAGGAACUUGCAGUGCUGGAGGGGAUUGAGCAGUAUGGUUAUGGGAACUGGGAGGAGAUUGCAGACCACAUUGGAAACAGAACAUCCCAAGAGGUGAUAGAAUUUUACCAGGCGAGGUUCGUCCACGGCAACCUGGGCAAGUCCUGCAUUCCUGAAGAGUCACCGUACAAGGUGGUGGACCACACGUCUUCCAAGGACGGCCCCCUGUCCCCCAGUUUGUCCACCCCUCCCCAACCCCCCGCGGAGCUGACCCUACAGGAGCAGCAGGAGCUGGGCUACAUGCCUCUCAGGGAUGACUUUGAAAGGGAAUAUGAUAAUGAGGCAGAGAGUAUGGUCAGUACACUAGCUGUGAACUAUGAUGAUGAUGAUUUAGAAACAGCUUUGAAAUUAGCCCAAGUGGACAUGUUUUUACGAAGACUAAAAGAAAGGCAAAGAAGAAAAAGAAUAGCAAGAGAGUAUGGACUUGUAGGCAUCUUCUUCAACAAACAAAAGCAGCAAGCCAAGAGAAAGUUGUCAAAAGAUGAAAAGGAACUGCGGGACAGAAUGAAAGUAUUUUCCCAGUUCCAUGCCUCAGAGCAGCAUGAACAGUUCUUCGAAAAUCUUCAAAAGGAGAAGCAGAUGAGGAGUAGAAUAAAGGAGCUGAUGAGGUACCGGAGGAACGGCAUCACAAAACUGGAAGAAUGUUCAGAAUAUGAAGCUGCCAGGUACAAAAGGGAAAAGAGGAAAGAAAACAAGAAGAAACUGGCUACUCCAGCUGCAUCUAAGAAAGGUGGAGCCCUAGCAGGUGGGAAGAAGCCAGAGGAGAAAGAAGGAAAGAAAUCAGCUGAUGAGAAGGACAGUGGCUCGGACAGUGAGAAGUACCAGGGCAUCAAGUCGGCGCCCUGCUUUAACCUACUUUCUGAGAGGGAAAAGACGCUGUGUAGUUCAAUGGGCAUGAACCCAGCCAAAUACAUGACUGUCAAGACCAUCAUAAUAAAGGACCACGUGCAGCGUCGCCAAGGCAUCCCCACCAAAACUCGUUACCCACAAAACUUGGACAAGCUGCACCGUAAGCGAAUCAUCAGCUUCCUGGCAGACAGUGGCUGGAUCACUGUAGGGUAGUGAGGGGUGGGGAGGGUGUUCUGAUGGAGCUGGAAAGUUUCUUACACCAGUGGAUGUACGUUCAUAGUAAUGGUAGAAAGACUUCCGUACACCGUGCAAUGUGGUCCUACUUCUAUAUUUAAGUUAUGUAUGUAUGUAGCCAUGCUUACUAUACAAAAUAUGAAUACGAUGUCAAAAAUGUCUCAAAGGACAAAUAUCUUGUCACCAUUACUUAAAAGGGUGGGCAUUGUGUCCUUCAGUGUGGGCGUGUCCAUCCUUUAAGAUUGAUAAUAAUUUUAGUAGUCUCAUCAUGUGAAAUCUGUGCAAGACUAAUUUGAAGAAAUGUCAAGGUUCUUUUAACACGGCCCAUAAUUGUUUACCUGCCAUCUUGUCAGCUGCCAUCAUCAGUGCAUAAUGAACUCUGCUACUUGGCACCAGGUGGAAUUGUGGCAAGAAUCUUGUCCCUCCUGAUAGCAUAUUCAUUCAUGUAAAGACAAAUAGUACCCUUUUUCUUGCCUGUUGAUGAUAUUCAUUAACAUCUGUAUAUGUCAUUGUGACAGGACAUUAGGUAUACUGAAGUGCCUCUUGUUGUGAUAGCUCCAGUAGUCACAAUUGCCCUCCAUGCUGUCAUCCAGGCAGUUUUGGUUACAAAGGCUAAAAGCAGAUCCCCCAGGGAUAUUUCUAAUCCAGAAAAGACAGGUACAGUUACAAAUAUGUCUGUUGUUGUAAAGAGAUGACUUGUGUCCUGUACUAUCAGAAAUGCUGAUGACAAAGGUUUCACUACCCAUCUGUUAUGUAUAGACAGUGUACAAAUGUAGAUUAGAAUGCUUCAUGACUUUCAAGGCUCACUUACAAAGGAUAAGUGAUUUUUAAUACUCUUGGUACUUCCAUGAAAGUCCCAUCAAAAUAGUUUGUUGCCAUCACCAGUUCCAAUCCAUUGUUUGAAAGUUAAGGUUAGGUGUUACUGUCAGGCUGUGUACAAAGCACAUGUACUGUUUUUAUGUGUCAAAAACACUGUCAAAAGAGUUGUGACGUUAAUCUCAUGACUGCAAUAGCCUGUGUUCUCCAUGACUUUUUCGUGCUGUUGGGUGCUUUUGGAUCUAUUCAAAGCAAAGCGAUUUAUUUCUCAACACUUAGCGAAUGCAAUUUCCUGUUGAGAUGAUUUUUUUAAUAUGUGCAGCAAAGUCCCAUGUUCAAAUUACGAGAUGCCCUUACAAGGUAGUUGAAAACUUUGCAUUGUCAUGAGGUUUACAUGGUCUUUGCUGGUAUCAAUUCUUACUAAGAACAAAGGUCAGCAGUUUUAUUAUAUGUAACUAUUUAAGUACCUAGAUACAUAACAAUGCCUUUGAAGGCACGUCAAUAUGCAUGUGCAUUUUGUUUGUUUGUGAGGAAGUGUGUAAAUAAUGUCUUGUUACUGAUGACCUUCUGUAAAUGUCAGAUGGAAGUCAUCGUGACCAUUUCUCCUACAUGCACCUUUGAUGUCUUUAGAAUAACUUACAUGAUUCAAAACAAUUAUGUGGUUUAUUUUCGGGGUUGAUGGGGCGAUUGUGUGUGAAAGAAAUCUUAAGUUAUUUAGUGAUACUCAGGAUGGAAUUUUACAUGUUCUGAAUUUUUAAUACCAAGUGGGCUGAAAUGUUGACUGCCACGCAUCUUAAGAAAAAAAUAUGCUUAUUUAUUACAAAUGUAAUGAUUCAAUGUAAUUAAUACUAUGUUUAGUGUGAAAUGAUGUGUGUAGGGAGCUGUUAAUUACAGCAUAGAACUUGUGCUGUUAUCAAUACAGUAAAUGUUCCUUACUCCUUUAAUAAAUUUUGGGAUUGUUGCCCAUUCUCACAA
Molecule: messenger RNA, 3239 nt
Organism: Branchiostoma floridae (Florida lancelet)
Lineage: Eukaryota; Metazoa; Chordata; Leptocardii; Amphioxiformes; Branchiostomatidae
Product: transcriptional adapter 2-beta-like
Exons: 18
Coding region: 117-1427 (436 amino acids)
Biological process (GO): chromatin remodeling; regulation of transcription by RNA polymerase II
Cellular component (GO): nucleus; SAGA-type complex
Molecular function (GO): zinc ion binding; transcription coactivator activity; chromatin binding
Source: RefSeq, a predicted model, not a curated record